This is a messenger RNA of Gavialis gangeticus (Gharial), 1241 nucleotides long. RefSeq names its product Yip1 domain family member 7 (gene YIPF7). The record is from RefSeq and is a predicted model, not a curated record. Gene Ontology annotation, biological process: endoplasmic reticulum to Golgi vesicle-mediated transport; vesicle fusion with Golgi apparatus. Gene Ontology annotation, cellular component: trans-Golgi network; membrane. Lineage: Eukaryota; Metazoa; Chordata; Crocodylia; Gavialidae. The transcript is spliced from 5 exons. The coding region runs from base 302 to 1075 and encodes 257 amino acids.
AGUUGUGUCAAGAAGUCAGGUAAGGCUUAAGAGUAGGUUUUUAGUCUUUGUUUUGAAAAAAUAGCAUCUAUAGCAUGUAUGAUAACAGAUGAGACAUUAUUUUAUAGUUAUACUAAAGAAAAACUAAUUGAGUUUAUUUCUGCCACUUCAAAUUGGCAUAAGCUCAUUUAGAGAAAAGAAAUCUUUUUAAGCCUGCAAUUCUGUAGUUUUCUUUUUUUUCUUUUGGGUUAUAACUUUUCAAAAAUAAUGAUUUACUUUGUCUAGCAUUAUUUCAUCAGUAUUCUAAAUCAUUUUCCCCAGAAUGUCAAACUUUGAACAAUUUCAUUCAGACUUUUACCAGUCCAGCUAUACCAUUGAUAAUCAAGAACCAGGAUACAAUCAUUCUGAGGCCAAUGAAAAUCUUUAUGGAAACAGAAAGUACCAAAUAGAUGAGUUGCCUCAACCUGCUGCAUUUGUUCCUUCAGAAAUAAUUCCAUCUUUUCAAAAUUACACAGGCCAGAUUUUGCAGCCAACCUACAAUCCAGAGUUUUUAUCGCAUUCUAAUUCUUCUGGCAGUUUUGAUGAAGAACCGCCUUUGUUAGAAGAACUUGGGAUCAAUUUUGAUCAUAUAUGGCAAAAAACACUAACUGUCCUAAACCCAAUGAAACCAGCAGAUGGCAGCAUUAUGAAUGAGACAGAUGUGACUGGGCCUACAGUUUUCUGUUUGGCUCUUGGUGCUACACUGCUACUGGCAGGAAAAGCUCACUUUGGCUAUGUGUUUGGUAUGAGUGCUAUCGGAUGCCAAGGAAUACAUGCUUUAUUGAACCUGAUGAGCCUAGCAGGAGUCUCAUAUGGCUGUGUUGUAAGUGUAUUGGGCUACUGCUUGCUACCCAUGGUGAUUCUGUCCAGCUGUGCAAUCUUCUUCUCACUACAGGGGAUACUAGGAACAUUGCUAGCUCUGAUUAUUGUUGGAUGGUGCAGUCUUUCAGCUUCCAAAAUUUUUACAUCUGCAUUGGCCAUGGAAAGACAGCAGCUUCUGGUUGCUUAUCCUUGUGCUUUAUUUUACGGCCUUUUUGCACUUUUAACUGUUUUCUGAAAUGUACUUUGUAGUAACCUUAUUAUAUUUUUGUCAUGUUUAUUUAUGUAUUUAUAGUCCUAGAAUUGCAUUAAGCUCCAUUAACAAAAUUAGAUUAUGUAUUUUACCUUUUAUUUGCUUAAUGGAUGAUAAUGAAAUAAAAACAGGAAGAUAACUUUACUAAUAA